This is a messenger RNA of Mya arenaria, 2351 nucleotides long. RefSeq names its product myosin-11-like. The transcript has 13 exons. The record is from RefSeq and is a predicted model, not a curated record. Bases 310 to 2118 code for a protein of 602 amino acids. Gene Ontology annotation, molecular function: zinc ion binding. Lineage: Eukaryota; Metazoa; Mollusca; Bivalvia; Myida; Myidae.
AUUUUUCCUCAUUGUAUGACCUGAAUGGUUUCAAAAGAAUACAAAUUAACAAAUCGGAAAAUAUUGAUAUCUAUUAAAGUAUUGCUGUUCAUGUGUUUAAAAUAUUAGGAAUUAAGGAGAAGAAUUGUGAUGUAUUACAGUAACACUUGCACUCAAAUGAUGGCGAUAACCUACAAAAUAUCAAAUGACGGUAUAGUGAUGAUAAUCAAUUAUUCGAUUGCUUAAAAACAAGAACUCAACUCGAAUAAUCACAUUGAAGAAGGUUUUGGUUUAUUAUGAUUAUAUCUUGAACUUUUUUGAGAAUCUGACAUGGCAUCAAAGCAGAUUCGGUGUGAAAUGUGCUGUAAUGAAAAUGCAGUUGGAUAUUGCAAAACGUGUGGAUUCCUUGGAGAAACAUGUGUUAAUAUUCACAAGAUAGGAAAGAUAUUUCAAACUCAUACUCUCAUUAUGCAUGAGGCUGUGAAAGUGCAUGAAGGUGGUACUGAAAAUCCAAAAGUCAUAUUGCGGGACAUCACAGAAGAAAGAUGUAAGCAGCAUCCGACUGAGAGAGUUAUCUUUCUUUGUAACAUUCAUGAUUCCGUGAUUUGCGGCAGAUGCCUUCAUUCCGAACAUCUUUCUUGCGGAAAAGAAGUUGUUGACUUGUUGCAUGAAGUAGUUAACAUUGACUGCGAGAAAGUCAACACAAUGCAGUCAGUGUUAAAGGAGGUUAAAGAUGAAAUUCUGUUUUUGAAAGAUGAAGUAGAACAAAGCAUGGAGAGCUACAAAAAACACGCUGAUAAAUGUAUGCAAGAAUGUAUGGAAUUAGGAAAUAAAAUUAAACGACGUGUAGAUGAAUUGACAAGUGAUAUUAUACACGGAAUAACAAAGACAAAUGACAUAAACGUGAGUACCCAUUCCAGUAUUACUCAGACGUGUAACGAGAAAACCAAGUGGUGUGAGGAUGAAGAAAAUAAAAUUGAUGAUUUUGUUGACAAUAAUAUGGCUGGGCACUUGUACCUAAUGCACAGACAUUUUGAGAAAGAGGUUUCGGAUGCCAGAUCCCAUCUCAAAGAAAUGAAACACAAACAAACCUUUAAAGGGUUUGGCUGUAAAGAAAAUAAAGUUAUACUAAAAUGCCUGUUUGAGGAUUUGGAGGAAGUUUGUGAACAUCAAGAAGAAGUUACUGGAAGUGACGAUGGCAAUUUGGACAAUGUUGUCGCAUCACCUACAAAAAUAUGCAAGACCCGGCGGGAGUUCACUGCACUGUUGAAUCAAAUCAAGCAAGACUUAGAUAAAUCAGAAAAGACCCGGCGGGAGCACACUGCACUGUUGAAUCAAAUCAAGCAAGACUUAGAUCAGUCAGAGAAGGCAAGGAAUGCACUGAGUGAUGAGCUGAAACAAGUGAAACAAAGCAAAGAUAAUUCCGAAAAGAAAAGGAAGAUAUUCGAACAAGAAUUAGAGAAAGCGAAACAGGACAUAGAGGAUUCUGAAAAGACAAGGAAAGCACUGUGUGGUGAGCUGCAAAAAGUGAAACAAGAUAUCGAUAAUUCAGAAAAGACAAGGAGGGGUCUCGAACAAAAACUAUUGAAAGCAAAUCAGGACAUUAAGGAAGCUAAAAGGGAAAGAGCAGAAGUCAAGGCACAGUGUUCGCAAAUAAAAGACAGAAUCAACUGGACUCAACCAACGGGAACUGUUAAUGUCACGUUCGGCAUCGGUACGAUUGACUUAGUAUUCAAAUUCCCGGAUGGCAUUCUGACGACACAAAAUCCGUCUCCAGGAAACCCGAUAAAAGGUGGCACGUUCAAAGGAUGCUUGAUGCGGGUCCGUGAGGGCGAGCUGCUAUGUAGGAUGUUAAAGGCGGCGUUUAAAAGAGGACUGAUGUUCAUCUUGGGGAAGAAAGGAAAAGUGGACCUGGAUUGCGUGUCAUUGUAUGAUGGUCCAGUGUAUUCUAUGAGGGGUGGCUAUUGGGAAAAGCACUCGGAUUACGAUGAAUACAUACAUACCUUGAAAGCAGAACUGGCAGUCAAAGGCAUCACAGAGGCGGACAUAGAUCAAGAAGAGAAGCUGGAAGAGACCUUCACUGCCGAUGGUGAUAUGAAGCAAGUUGACAUACACGGGAAUAACAGAGGCGCUUGUUGAACCUAAAGAAAAUUUGAAAACAGUCGUUUGUAGUUUCCAUUGUAUUUUUGAUACGUCAAUACAUUAUGUCGUUGUUCAAUCUUCUCUCCAUAGUUUAUAGUUUAUAAAAACUUAUAAUAACCGUGUUUUCCUUAAUGGUUGUAUUCAAUUAUAUUUUGUAUUAUAUUUUGUCUUUGACAAAGGAUUAUAUGAUUAUUUAAUUGUAGAAUGUUUAAGAUUGCCCAUGCCGUAUG